Molecule: messenger RNA, 297 nt
Organism: Rhea pennata
Lineage: Eukaryota; Metazoa; Chordata; Aves; Rheiformes; Rheidae
Product: feather keratin 2-like
Exons: 1
Coding region: 1-297 (98 amino acids)
Cellular component (GO): intermediate filament
Molecular function (GO): structural constituent of cytoskeleton
Source: RefSeq, a predicted model, not a curated record
AUGUCCUGCUACGAUCUGUGCCGUCCCCGCGGCCCAACCCCGCUUGCCAACAGCUGCAACGAGCCCUGCGUCAGGCAGUGCCAGGACUCCGAGGUGGUGAUCCAGCCCUCUCCCGUGGUGGUGACCCUGCCCGGACCCAUCCUCAGCUCCUUCCCGCAGAACACCGCCGUGGGAUCCUCUGCCUCCGCCGCCGUUGGCAGCAUCCUCAGCGAGGAGGGAGUCCCCGUCUCCUCCGGAGCCUACGGCCUCUCCGGAUGGAGCAGCCGGUACUCUGGAAGAAGGUUGCUGCUCCAAUAA